CGCUCGCUCACCUUGCAUUGUGAGAAAUCCCCCGAAGUGUUAGACAUGCUCAGUGCCUCAGCUAAGCCCCAACAAAAUGGUCGCCGGUAGCAAACGAAGCGCGACAGAUGCUGGCUUUACAUCGUCAAACUUUGGUCUGGGACAAACUCUGCAAGACAUCAAAAGCCCAGCACCGUCCCAUGAACCUUUAUCUGCAUCAAAGUCUCCAAACAUGAGUUCGGAACGGGUCCAAGAAAACCAGCAAGCUCGCAAAGCCAACGAAAAUGCAACCCAAGGCGAUGAGGCAUGGUCUGUGGCGGAGUCAAAAUCGUCCCGAAAGAAGAAGAGACGCAAGCUUCGCGAAGACCCCCACGGCUACCCGAGCAUCAAUUUCCUAGACACCAGACCUGCCCGGGUACAAAUGAAGGCGCUUCAGGAACUGGUUCUCUAUCUUAUGGCAGAUGGCGUCGCGCCAACUUGGUUGGCCGUUAAUAACGCCAAACAAAUUGACAAGGUCGUGGUCUUGAUGAUACCGGGUCUCGAUCGAGCAACGUUGGAAGAUCCAGAGAUCCUCAAAAGUGCCGUAUCCAUCUACGAGCAGACUGCCAGUAAAGACGCCGAUGAGAAAGUUGCGGAUGCUGACACGGAACCUCAAGACCAAACAACCACAUCAGCCACGAUUGUCUCAUCCGCCAGCACUCCAAACCCAGACAUCUCAGACUCGCCAGCAGACGCGCCCUCAAACUCAGAAACCCUCGUUCAGCGCCUCCUCUCUCGCAUAAUUGAAGUCAAAGCCCCCGGUGAUUCUCAUGCCAACAGAGUCCACUCCCCCCUCCAAGGCAUGCUGAUCGCGCCCUUAUCCUCCUCCGACACAUCCAAGAACAAAAAGUCCGCCGAAAAAUCCUUCCAACCAACCCGCACAUCCAUCGCCCACUUCGUCCACUCGGCCGACGAAUUACGUGAGGCAGAAUACCCCAUCCAUUCCGCAGCCUUCACCAACGCUCACGACGCCCAACUCGAAGCGACUCGACGUGUCGCCACCUUCCAAUCGUCUGGUCACGGCUGGGUCGACACCACAGUUACUGUAUCCGUCCCUGUCGCUCAAACCGCCACCUCCUCUUACCCUCCUACGUCCCCCCCUGGACUUUCAUCCCCUACGCAUUCUCGAGGUUCACACUCCAAGUCUAGAUCACACGACCCUCUUACCCAAGGUCUCCGACCCUUCGCCCUGGACUGCGAAAUGGUUCUCACCAGCGACGACAAAUACUCCCUCGCGCGUAUCUCGCUAGUCGAUUGGUCCGGAUCCACAGUGCUAGACUCCUAUGUCAAACCAUCCCUUCCCAUUAAAAACUACUUCACCCAAUACUCCGGCAUCACGCCCUCGCACCUCGAGAACAUCACCACCAGCCUCUCCGACAUCCAAUCCAGCCUCCUUUCCAUACUAGGUUCGGACUCGAUCCUCCUCGGCCACAGUCUCGAAUCAGACCUCAACGCGCUAAAACUCACGCACCCGUUCAUCGUCGACACGAGUAUCAUAUACCCACACCCACGAGGCCUCCCGCUGCGCAGCUCGCUCAAGUUCCUCGCGAACCGCUAUCUCAAGCGCGAGAUCCAGAAGGGCGGCGCGGAUGGACAUGACAGUGUCGAAGACGCCAGAGCUGUGCUUGACCUGGUCAAGCUGAAAUGUGAGAAGGGUCCGAAGUGGGGCACGCUCGACGCCAAUGGAGAGAGCAUCUUCAAGAGUAUCAGUAGAGGUGUGCGAAACGACGGUUCGGGCAAGGCCAGAGAGAGCGCGAUCGUCGAGUACGGCACGCCAGAAAGAGGCUUCGGCAAGGAGGCGACGUACAAGAUUGCCUGUACGACCGAUGAAGAGAUUAUCCAGGGCGUCAUCAGAGCGGCAAAUGGUGAUCCACCGCCUGGGACUGAAAACGAAAGUGGAGAUAACGAGGAAGAGGCGGAGUCCAAUGGCCAGGGACGACACGACAGAAUUCCAGCAGGAGGAGUGGACUUUAUCUGGGGUCGUCUCCGCGAUCUCGAAGCACUGAGAGGGUGGAACAUACCACCUGCUCCACCCGAUUCCGAAUCCGAGUCCACCGCCACGAACGGAACUGCCCCAGACAGUAAAGAGUCACCAGACGAGCUUCAUCAAACCGCCUCGCGCACGCUUGCUCACCUGUUGCGACUGUACACUGCCCUCCCACCGCGCACGUUGUUGAUCACAUACAGCGGUACCAGCGACAUGCGGCCUCUCCUGCGAUUGCAGCAACUUCAGACGCAGUUUCGCAAGGAGUUCAAGGUGAAGAAGUGGGACGAGCUGAGCGUCAAGUGGACUGACACUGAAGAGCAACAGCUCAGAGCUGCAGUGGACAGUGCGAGGAAGGGUACUGGUAUUCUUGCUGUGAAAUGAGGAGGAGGACCAUUCAAAAUGAAGAAAGAAGUUGUCUCGAGCUCCAACUGGCAGGUGUCGCGGAACGAUAUCUCGGAGGUCGCACUGAAAGAACAAUGUAGGGAGCAGCUUGCGUAUGGGUUUUGGUGCGGCUGUAAAGUGUCAACGCCCUCUCUGUGAGAGGACUCGAAGAAGUUGAAUUUCCCGGUCACGACGAGGAAUGAACUCAAUGUCCAUAUCAGUGCUAAGCGACCGGGGGGAUACCAGGGCACGAAAGCCCUAGAUCCGCCGCCGCAAGCCAGGACGUGUAUGUUGCUGAUAUUAUCGUGACAUUCGGAGCGGGAUUGGAAAUGGCAGUGCUGUGCCAUCUGCCUGGCGUCAGAGGAGGGAUAGGAUGCUAGCCAUAGUCCCAUGUAUGGAUUCUUUGGUAGCCAGCAACCCCCGCGGGUCCGAACCAGUAUGUCUUCAGUACCUAGGCUAGGCUGGUCAAGGCGAGUG
Molecule: messenger RNA, 2863 nt
Organism: Exophiala xenobiotica
Lineage: Eukaryota; Fungi; Ascomycota; Eurotiomycetes; Chaetothyriales; Herpotrichiellaceae
Exons: 1
Coding region: 77-2386 (769 amino acids)
Cellular component (GO): nucleus
Molecular function (GO): nucleic acid binding; exonuclease activity
Source: RefSeq, a predicted model, not a curated record